AUGAUUGUUGAUUUAAAAAAAGUCAAAGAAUUAGUUGUUAGUGCCUGCUACAACACAGUAUCCUGUUUAUUUAAUAACUUAAUUUAUUUAGUUAUUAUACACUACUUAUCUCUUAAUUCUAAAGAUGCCUCCUUACAAUAAAAUGGAAUAAGUUUAGCAUGCACAGUUUUGAUUAUAACAUUUGAUCCUAUAAUAAUUGCUUUUUCAAUGGGCUUAAAAAUUCUUUACUCUUAGUUUGAUGCCUCUUAAAGUGCUAGCAAAUCAAAAAAUUUCAAUUUUUUAUUAUACUAAUGUAUAGUCUUUACUUGCAUUUUAGGAAUUGCUAUUAUUGCCUUUUUACUUUUAUGCUUUGAAUACUUUUUUAAGUUGCUAAGCUAUGAAUAAGAUACUAUUGAUAUGUCAAAAAUAGGCCUCAUGUAUAUAUUUGUGAGUAAAAUAGCAUUUUUAAUAUAUGAAUAUUAACGCUCUUAGCUGCUUGGAAUGAAAGUGUUUGGACCAUUUGCUUAUUUCUAAACUGCUUCUUUUGUAAUAACUACAAUUUUCUGUGAAAUAUUCCAAAAUAUCUCUGAAGUUGGAAUUCACUAAGCAGGAUUACUUUUUAUCAUACACGACACGAUAAAAGUUUUAAUCCUGUUUCUAUACAAAAAAAGAAAUAAUAAUACCCCAGAAAAAUUAUAGAAUACAAGAUAAAGCGAAACAAUUUAUGAACUAGCUCAAUUAAUUUUAAAAGAAAGAAAAAAUCUUAUUGAUUUGGUAAAUUAUGUAAAACCAAUUUUCUUAAUAGUACUUAUAGAAUGUUUCUUUUUUAAUGCAUCAGUAAUUCUCUCUGGAAAAUUUUCAAAUGAGUACAUAGUAACUGCUGUUUGUUUUUAAAUGACAAAUACCCUUAUUUUCAAGGGAAUCAUGGGUCUUUAUGAAUCCUUAGUUAGCUUCAGUGGCACAGCAUUUGCUACUAGAGACUUCGUAGGAGCUAAGCAUUAUUUAGUUUACACUAUUUCUAUUUUACUCAUUUAUGAAGCUUUAUUUAUAACUUUCUUAUUACUUUUUUCAGAUUUCUGGGCAGGUAGUUUCUCAUAAGAUCCAUAGGUUAUUCAUUUAAUUAACCUUUAUAAAUACAUUUAUAUUUUCACAAUCCCCUUUGAUGGUACUUAAGUACUUCUUUCAGCAUAUCUAUAGACAAUAGAAUUAAAACAAAUUGUAAAGAAAACAGAAUUUAUUAGCUUCAUAAUUAUAGGAAUUCCCACUAUAUAUAUUAUGGGAGUUGGAUUAGAUUUAAAGUUAGGUGGUAUUUGGUUAGCUAUUGGUUUUUGCAAUUUGAUCAACUUAAUUACAUAUUUGAAAGUAAUAAAAUCAAUUGAUUACGAAGUGUAACAUAAGAUAAUUAUCCUAAAUCAAGAUAUUAUAGAAUCAAAUAAUCAAAGCGAUCAGCUUACAGAGCUUCUUCCAGUUUGUUAAUCAGACUAAUUUUUAGAAAAAAAUAUUUGA
Messenger RNA from Tetrahymena thermophila SB210, 1485 nucleotides. RefSeq names its product MATE efflux family protein. Gene Ontology annotation, molecular function: xenobiotic transmembrane transporter activity; antiporter activity. The transcript is spliced from 2 exons. NCBI's taxonomy places the organism in Eukaryota, Ciliophora, Oligohymenophorea, Hymenostomatida, Tetrahymenidae. The record is from RefSeq and is a predicted model, not a curated record. Gene Ontology annotation, biological process: transmembrane transport. Gene Ontology annotation, cellular component: membrane.